Molecule: messenger RNA, 1023 nt
Organism: Lottia gigantea (owl limpet)
Lineage: Eukaryota; Metazoa; Mollusca; Gastropoda; Lottiidae
Exons: 9
Biological process (GO): intracellular signal transduction; microtubule cytoskeleton organization; protein phosphorylation
Cellular component (GO): cytoplasm
Molecular function (GO): protein serine/threonine kinase activity; ATP binding; tau-protein kinase activity
Source: RefSeq, a predicted model, not a curated record
AUGGCGGAGAGGACUAAAGGACAAAUCCGAGUCGGAUUUUACGAUAUUGAAAGGACUAUCGGCAAGGGAAACUUUGCUGUAGUGAAAUUGGCUAAACACCGGAUAACGAAAACUGAGGUGGCCAUUAAAAUUAUAGAUAAAACACAGUUAGAUGAGGCUAAUUUAAAGAAAGUGUACAGAGAAGUUCAAAUAAUGAAAUUAUUAAAUCAUCCACAUAUCAUUAAACUCUUCCAGGUGAUGGAAACCACCAAUAUGUUGUAUUUAGUAUCAGAAUAUGCACCACAUGGAGAAAUAUUUGAUUAUAUCGCUCAACAUGGCCGUAUGAUGGAAUCAGAGGCUCGACGAAAAUUCUGGCAGAUAUUAUCAGCUGUAGAAUAUUGUCAUAAUAGAAACAUUGUUCACAGGGAUUUGAAGGCAGAAAAUUUAUUGAUGGAUGCAAAUUUAAAUAUAAAAAUAGCAGAUUUUGGUUUUGGUAAUUUUUAUAAGCAAGAUGAACAGUUAGCCACAUGGUGUGGUAGUCCACCUUAUGCUGCUCCUGAAGUUUUUGAGGGCAAAAAAUACCUUGGUCCACAAAUAGACAUCUGGAGUUUAGGAGUUGUAUUAUAUGUAUUAGUGUGUGGAGCUCUACCUUUUGAUGGACCUAAUUUACCAUCAUUAAGAGAUAGAGUAUUAUCAGGAAGAUUCAGAAUUCCAUUCUUCAUGUCAACAGAAUGUGAGCAGUUGAUACGUAAAAUGUUAGUAUUAGACCCAAAUAAACGCUACACAAUACAGCAAAUAAAAUCACAUAGGUGGAUGCAAAUUGAUGGUGGACCACCAAAUUUACCACCAGCUAGUCCUCUCAUUGGAUAUAAUGCCAAGGUUGGUGAAUUCAACGAAAAAAUAUUACGCAUCAUGCAAAGUCUUGGUAUUGAUCAACAAAAGACAAUGGAGGCACUGAAGAAUGAUGCAUACGACCAUUACACAGCAAUAUAUUAUUUAUUAUUAGAUAAAUUACGUCAUCAUCGGAGUAGUUUCCCCACAGAC